This is a messenger RNA of Symbiodinium pilosum, 477 nucleotides long. The record is from the annotation of a GenBank genome assembly. Lineage: Eukaryota; Dinophyceae; Suessiales; Symbiodiniaceae.
AUGACCCGCAACCUGCGUAAGAGCACCAGCAACCUCUACCUGUUCGCCGUGUACAGUUUGCUUCUGGCUUUGGUGAACGUGCUGGCAGACAAGCUGGCUAGGCUGAAGGUGUGGCCGCUUUUGGCACUCUGGCACUUCUUCAAUCUGUUGAAUCUGCUCGGCGGCAGUGCAAGCCUUCUGCAGCCGUACAGGUCUGCUACAGAAGGCUUGAUAUCCACCAUCUUCCAGAUCUCUGGGCAGUUUGGCGGCGAAUGCCCGCAGGGCUCGUACAAGGUGGACUGGUGCGAUGAUGCCUGGAUAUCCUUCCAGAUGAUUGCAGCCUUCAUCUUCCUGGUGCUCCACAUCGCUGCUUUUUUCAUCGUGGUCUUCCGCUGUGCGCCACUCCUCGGUUCCCCACCAUCACAGGAGGAGCCGCCGCCUUCGCUUGUCGACAGUAGCGAGGUGGCAAUCAGCACGAACGGAGCACAACCCUUCUGA